GAGAAACGGUGCUCGUUCAGAUCCCCGCCAUGGACUUGAUAUGAAGACAGCAGAGCUCAGACCCGAGCCGGCAGCCGUGCGCUGAGGUUGUUCCCCGAGAGAAAAGACGAGAUUUCCGCCGAGUGGGAAGUCAUUAAUGUUGGACACACUGAUCCAGCAGCACUAGGACCUGAGAGGCUGGGGGAAAGGAUACCCAACCACCAAGCUGACCCACCAUGGCCUCCCCCACCACAGACCCGCAGGGAGAAGGUUCCAGGUUCCCCAUCCUGGCACACAGUCCAUCAGAAGACAACUUGUUGCAACCCCCUCCUGUUCCUCCUGGACCCUCCAGGUCUCGGAGUCAGUACGAGAGGAUCGGAGGACCCACGGGAACCUCUUUCCUUCAGACUCUCAUCCAUCUUCUGAAGGGGAAUAUUGGUACGGGUCUGCUGGGUCUGCCUCUGGCUGUCAAGAACGCAGGGCUUGUGCUAGGUCCUGUCAGUCUGUUGGGGAUGGGUAUUGUAGCAAUCCACUGUAUGAGGCUCCUGGUUAAAUGCUCCCACCAUCUUGGUGAAAGGCUGAACAAACCCUUCCUGAGCUACGGCGAGGUGGUGCAGUACGGCAUGGAUAACGUCUCAUGGCUUAGGAGACAUUCACGUUGGGGGAAGCAGAUCGUGAACAUGUUUCUCAUCAUCACCCAGCUGGGCUUCUGCUGUGCCUACUUUGUUUUCCUAAGUGACAAUGUCAAACAGGUGGUGGAGGCAGCCAACACGACCACCAUCAGCUGCCAAGUGAACCACACCAAUCAGACGCAGGUCCUGACGACCACGUUCGACUCACGCCUCUACAUGCUCUGCUUCCUGCCCGUCAUCAUCCUGCUGGUGUUCACCCCCAACCUCAAGUACUUGGCCCCGCUGUCUCUGGUGGCCAACCUGGUCAUGACGGUCAGCCUGGUCCUCAUCUACAUUUACUCUCUGACGAAUAUCACAGACCCAUCCUACCUACCUAGAGUGGGAAGAGCCAAGGACUACCCUCUGUUCUUUGGAAUGGCCAUCUUUGCCUUCGAGGGGAUCGGAGUGGUACUUCCUCUUGAGAACAAGAUGCAGAACCCUCAGAAUUUCAGCCUGGUUCUCUACCUGGGUAUGGCCGUGGUCACCUUUCUCUACAUCAGCCUGGGUGCUGUGGGUUAUAUGUGCUUUGGAGAGCAUAUUGAGAGCAGCAUCACGCUCAACCUGCCAAACUGCUGGAUGUACCAGACUGUGAAGCUACUGUAUAGUUUUGGAAUCUUGAUAACCUUUGCCCUCCAGUUCUAUGUGCCGGCUGAGAUCAUCAUCCCGCCCCUGGUGGCACGCGUCUCAGAGAGGUGGGAGACGACGGUGGACCUCCUCCUGCGCACUGCCCUCGUCAUAUUCACAUGUGCCCUGGCCGUCCUCGUUCCUGAGCUGGACCUGGUCAUCUCAUUGGUUGGUUCGGUCAGCAGCAGCUUCCUGGCCCUCAUCUUCCCGCCCAUGCUGGAGGUGGCGACCUUUCACACGGAGGGCUUGUCGCCGUGGGUGACCCUGAAGAACACCGUCAUCAGUGUGGUCGGGCUGAUCGGUUUCGUCACGGGGACCUACAUCGCUAUCCUGGAGAUCAUCGCACGCAACGGCCAGAAGGACGGCGCCUUCCCCUCCUACCUGGUGCAGUGAAAAAGGAAAUCAGCGGCCAAUCAGAAAACGUUUCCACCCCUGCCGCAGACCCAGAGGCAGGGCAGCCAUGAUGCUCGGGCCCUCUUGUCGUGGCUGAACGUGUCAGCCGUGUUAGGACGAAGUGUAACACGUUGUGUCAUUCUGAGAGCUGUGGAUUUGUGCUGCUUGCUGUGUUGGUGGCCAUGUUGUAUAAUUGUGUAUGUUUUUUUAAUGCCCAGUGGCAGUUCAGUCACUCCCGUUAUGGGGACAGGCGCCUGGUGCGGUUGGUGGGAAGGCACCGAGCGGGAGCGAGGGACUCGAACAGUGCCUAACGGCCUUCUCCUGUCGUUUCUAUGGCAGCGCGUUACCGGCUCGUCGUUCCUGUUCGGAUCCGCCUGGGGGCGCUACAAACACACCUCUAUUUAUUACCGGAGAGCGUGGCCGGCCUUCGGGUCAGUGUGGUCCCGAUGCUGCCGAGCACACGGUGGGUGCCGUUCAUCGCACGACACGACGAAGAACACAGCAGCUCCUCCUCGUCUUCAUCACCUGGCUUUGCUCUCGUUUUAAAAAAGAAACACACAACUUUUUUUAAUCUGAUUUGUUUUGUUUUAAUAUUUGAAGAAAUUAUUUUCAUUCAUUUACAAAUGUGCUGAAACUUCUCCUUUUUUUUAAGGUAUUUUUUUAAAACCUGAAAACGCUCGUCGAUGCAAACCUACGCGUGUACUCCCGAGGUUUCCCCGGGCGCCGGGGGAGACUCGGACCUCGGCAUGCAGACGUCUGCCGCACUUAGCUUCGUUACACACGACCGUGUCAGGCGUCACAGCCUUGACCCGCGCCGGCUCGGGGGGCGACAGCACGAGUUCUGUCCUAAGACUGUGAUUAGCUGGUCAAGUUGUGUCCACGUCAUGUGUCCACGUCAUGUGUCCACGUCAUGUGUCCACGUCAUGUGUCCACGUCAUGUGUCCGUGUUGUAACCCUGAACGUCACAAACAGUGUGUAACCUCGAUGUGCCACAGCAGCAUCCUGAAUAAAGAUGGAAA
Molecule: messenger RNA, 2686 nt
Organism: Lampris incognitus (smalleye Pacific opah)
Lineage: Eukaryota; Metazoa; Chordata; Actinopteri; Lampriformes; Lampridae
Gene: slc36a1
Product: solute carrier family 36 member 1
Exons: 12
Coding region: 216-1667 (483 amino acids)
Biological process (GO): proline transmembrane transport; proton transmembrane transport; L-alanine transport
Cellular component (GO): vacuolar membrane
Molecular function (GO): L-alanine transmembrane transporter activity; amino acid:proton symporter activity; glycine transmembrane transporter activity
Source: RefSeq, a predicted model, not a curated record